Colletotrichum fioriniae is the source of this 1416-nucleotide messenger RNA. Lineage: Eukaryota; Fungi; Ascomycota; Sordariomycetes; Glomerellales; Glomerellaceae. The record is from RefSeq and is a predicted model, not a curated record.
AUGGCCACGAACGGCACGUCCAAGCUGGACUGGACCAAGUUCUACAACAUCAUCGACGGAAAGCUCGAGUCGACGAGCAAGACGAGGAACAGCCCGAACCCAUCUACCCUCGAGGCCAACCCCGAGGUUCCUCUCUCAACACCCGAAGAUGUCGACAGAGCCGUGCAGGCCGCCAGGAAGGCUCAAGAUGCCUGGUCCGAAACACCGUACGAAGAGCGUCAACAGGCUCUCUUCAAGCUCGGUGAGGCUCUCGAGGCGCACGCCGAGGAGUUCGCGCUGAUGCUCACCAAGGAGCAGGGCAAGCCUUUCGAGAUCGGCGAGGCCGUCAAGCACUUCAAGGGAAUGACCAACCUGCCUUUCCCCGAAGAGGUUGUCGAUAACAACCCCGAUCGCCGCGUUCUCACGAGAUACGUCCCCUUGGGCGUCGCCGUCGGCAUCGUUCCCUGGAACUCAUGCGGCAAGAUUGCCCCUGCCCUCGUCACCGGAAAUGCCUUCAUCCUGAAGCCAUCUCCUUUCACACCCUACUGCGACCUCAAGCUCGUCGAGCUGGCGCAGCAAUUCUUUCCGCCCGGCAUUUUCCAGGCCCUCAGCGGUGACGACAACCUCGGCCCCUGGUUGACUUCCCACCCCGGUGUCGACAAGGUCAGCUUCACUGGCUCAACGGCAACCGGCAAGCGUGUGAUGGAGAGCUGCAGCAAGACCCUGAAGCGCGUCACUCUGGAGCUUGGUGGAAACGAUGCUGCCAUCGUCCUUCCUGAUGUCGACGUCAAGGCCGUAGCGCCCAAGAUUGCCAUGUUGGCUCUGUACAACUCUGGACAGGUUUGCAUCGCCAUCAAGCGCAUCUACAUCCACGAGGCCAUUUACGACGAGCUUGUUGCCGAAAUUGCCACCGCCAUCAAGAACUUGCCCGUCGGCGACGGACAGCAAGAGGGCACGAUGCUCGGCCCCGUCCAAAACCAGAUGCAGUUCGAGCGCGUCAAGGAGCUCCUCAAGGACAUUGAGGAGACGAAGCUCAAGGUCGCCGCGGGAUCCACCGCGCCCGCCUCCAACGGCAAGGGCUACUUCAUCACGCCCACAAUGAUUGACAACCCGCCUGACAACUCGAGGAUUGUCGUCGAGGAACCUUUCGGUCCCGUCUUCCCCGUCCUCAGGUGGAGCGACGAGAAGGAGGUUAUUCACCGCGCCAAUGACACCCUCAUGGGUCUCGGCGCUUCGGUCUGGUCGAAGGACGUCGAGAAGGCGCAGAGCGUCGCCAAGAAGCUCAAGGCCGGCAAUGUCUGGAUCAACACCCACUUGGAGCUGCAGUACGAUGCGCCAUUUGGCGGUCACAAGCAGAGCGGUAUCGGAUACGAGUACGGCGCUGGCGGUCUGAAGGCUUACUGCAACGUGCAGUCCAUGUUCAUCACAAAGGCAUGA